This is a messenger RNA of Paramecium tetraurelia, 470 nucleotides long. RefSeq lists its product as uncharacterized. Gene Ontology annotation, biological process: translation. The transcript has 3 exons. Gene Ontology annotation, cellular component: ribosome. The record is from RefSeq and is a predicted model, not a curated record. Gene Ontology annotation, molecular function: structural constituent of ribosome. NCBI's taxonomy places the organism in Eukaryota, Ciliophora, Oligohymenophorea, Peniculida, Parameciidae.
AGAUUUUAAUUAUUAUUUGAAAUGACCAAAAAAACAAAGAAGGUUGGAAUUACAGGAAAAUAUGGUACCAGAUAUGGUGCAUCUUUAAGAAAGAUUAUCAAGAAGUUCGAAAUUUCAUAACAUCAAAGAUAUUUCAACACUUUUACUGGAGCUCAUUCACUCAAGAGAUAAGCUAUUGGUAUUUGGAGAUGCACACAAACUGGAUUACAAAUUGCUGGUGGUGCUUGGGAAGUCAAUACUCCUGCUGGAUUAUCUGCAAAAUAAGGCAUGUUGAGAAUCAAGAAAUUGAAGGAAGAUGCUGAAGUUGAAGUCAAGGAUGAGAAGAAGGAAUAAAAAAAGCAAUAACCAAAAGAGUAAAAGGAAUAAACCAAAGAACAACCCAAGGAACAUACCAAAAAAACAUAACCAAAAAAAUAACAAGCAAAGAAACAAUGAGUAUAUUAAUCAAAUAUAAUAAUAAUUAAAAUAUG